Ceutorhynchus assimilis (cabbage seed weevil) is the source of this 1486-nucleotide messenger RNA. The record is from the annotation of a GenBank genome assembly. Lineage: Eukaryota; Metazoa; Arthropoda; Insecta; Coleoptera; Curculionidae.
CCGAUAUCAAACUUUUUUCCAGUUUUCACUAGAGUGCGUUCCAUUAAAUUAAUUCAUUUCAAAACUGCGUAAAAAGACAAAUUUGUGAAAAUCGCCCUAAAACACAUCAACAAACGAAUGUUUUUUUACGUAACAAUUUUAAAAUUAAGGCCCUGUAUACAUUAUUCAUAAUGUCAAAUUUCUACAUUUUCACUUACCUUUCUAUGAGCCAAAAAAUACGGCCCCUUUUACAAAACCACAAACACCAAUUUUGCCUGUUUACUCUUGACUGCCAUUAAAACCCAGUUUGUAUAUAUUUUAUGUUUAUAUAACUUUGUAUAUACAUUUUUUUUUUGCCGAUAAGAUACCAGAUUAAAGGUUUGUUUACAUUGGAUAUAAUCACCAACAUUCCAAGAUGAUAAUUAUUGUGGCAUUUUACAACAAAGAUGGUGCGAGGGCACAAACAUCCAUCUACAUUUUCAGCUUUUGUCAUUUCGAUCGUAAGCCUAUUUCUAUUGUCAAUGACGCUAUGGACAUUUUACAGAAAAAUCUCCAGUCACACAUUAUUAAUGGAAAUUCUUUUGGACUAUACAUUUUUUUUGAUUCCUGUAAGCCUUUUGUCACUGCCAACUAUUGCUUUCACUCUUUUGACCAAACACCAUAAGUUGAGCUAUCUUAUAUGGUUAUUCGCCAUUCAAAUAAUCGCUAGCACGUUGCUUAUAACAGCCCUUGUAAUGGGUACAAGCUACAAAUUAAAUUAUUCUAAUGAAACAAGGCAUUUAAUUUCAACAAUACCCACACAAGAAUUGAAUUUCACUUUAACCAAAACAGAUAAUGCAACAAUUGAUUUGAUACAUCAAAAAUUUAAAUGUCAGGGCAUUUUAGGCAACAAACAAUCAAAUGGUUGCCUGAGCAGCAUCCAAGCAGAUGUAGCUUGGCAUAGAAACAUUGCUGUAGCCCUUUGUCAAUUAUUUAUUGUAAUGUUUUUUUUCAAUGCCUCAAAUGUAGCAACCAUUUACACUUCGGACCAUUUCAAAAUGAAAAGAAGCACAACAACAUUGCAAUAAGCUAGAUAUUUAAUAGAUUAUUUUUUUUUACAAUAGAGAUUAAACCUUAUCACAGAUUGUCAUAUAUAUAUAUAUAUAUGAGCUACCAAAUCCUGCCACUGGUGGCAUCUUCCCUCCUGUCAUUAUGAAACACCACAGUAGCAACACUAAUGGAGCACAAGCACAAAGUUAUGGCCCCUAAAAUAAUGUACACAGAAGUAAUAAGCCAAAAAGCAAACAAAUAAAGAUUUUGGUUGCAAUAUUUGCCUGUAGAGGGAUCGUAGUUGGGUUCGUACUCUUUGUACACCCAAACUGAACCUAUGAUGAACCAGCCAAGCAUAAAGCAGUUUAGGAGAGUUUGGGUGGGAGAUUGUCGGAGGUUUUCCUCUAAGCGUUCCUCUUCGGUUUGGCGGACGCGGGCGGAAAGGUGCAGUAGUUGUUUGAGGAUGCCGAAUAUACCU